Molecule: messenger RNA, 2281 nt
Organism: Chrysemys picta bellii (western painted turtle)
Lineage: Eukaryota; Metazoa; Chordata; Testudines; Emydidae
Source: RefSeq, a predicted model, not a curated record
CCCUCCCCUCCAGUCCCUGGGACCAUCCCAGCCUGGAGAAUCCAGAGGUCAGUAUGAAAUUUCUCUCUGCAGAACCUCCCCCUUGCAGACCUCUCUGGAUACGCUCGCUGCCUCCUUUAUCCUCUCCGCUCCCUCCUUGAAUUUUUGAAAGCUUGUUGGAUCCAAAGAAGAGGGGAGGGGGCGGCGGGGAGAAAGGGGAGGGGGCGGUGAGGGGAGCCACAAGAGACGCCUCUGGAGCCCAGCAUGGACGCAAUCGGACGCGGCUAAGGAUGCCAGGGUGCAGUCGAGCUGCCCUGCCAUGUCGUCCUCCAAACGCCGAGACGCGGACGAGGUUUUCGAUUUUAAUGAUGUGAUUCCAGAGACCCAGAGGCUGGACAGCAGUUUGCAGAAGGCCCGAGCCCAGCUGUCGGCCAAGGGCAGGCGGCACCGCCCGUCCCGGUCCCGCUUGAGAGACAGCGUCAGCUCAGCGGAAGGGGAUGAGAGCCUGGAGAGGAAGGUGGCCGAUAAAUAUGGCAGCCCGCGGCACCGUCUGAGAUCCCCGCUGCACGCCACCCUGCAGGUCUCCUCUCCCCUCUCCGGCUCCUCCCCCUUCCUCCGCGCCACCGAGUUCUCCUUCGACGCCUCCGUGGUCAGGAGGACACUGGAGGAGGACGAGCAGCCUUCGUCCCCGCUGAUCCGCUACCGGCCCCUGACCAACGCUUCCUCCCAAGAGGCCUUGGAUGCCAUCCCCACCAGCUCGCCCCCCAAGUCGUGCCACAGCUCGGACAGCUCGCCCAUCUACACCCGGAGGGACCGCCGGGCCGAGCGGCACAAUGACACAAGCCCAUCAGAGCCCGCCAGCCCCACCAUUGGGCUUGACAAGAAGACCCGGAGGAAGUUCCUGGAUUUGGGGGUGACCCUGAGACGAGCCUCUUCCAGCAAAAGCAGGAAAGAGAAGGGGAGCAACCGGUUGUCCAUGGGGAGCAGGGAGCUGGCGGAGGGCUCCAGCCGCUCGUCCGUGUCCCCGUUCAUGCCCUUCUCCUGGUUCAUGGACAGUGGGAAGGGCUCGGCCUCGUCCGGCAGCACCGUCUCCCCGACCCGCUCACCCAAGAGGGAGGGCUUAAGCCCCAAGAAAUCUGCCUCCCAGGACUCCACCCUGAGCGACGACUCCACCCCACCCAGCAGCAGCCCCAAGACGCUGAGCAGCGGUGCCAGCGAGACGAAAUGCUCCUACCCCUACCACACGCUGUCCCAGUCCUCCGACGAGUUCCUGGACGAGCCCCUCAGCGCGGCCACCAGCUGGAGCAGCCAGCAAGUGGGCCAGUGGCUGGAGAGCCUGAACCUGGAGCAGUACGUGGGCGAGUUCGCAGCCCGCGAGGUGGAUGGGCAGCAGCUGCUGCAGCUGGAUGGAGCCAAGCUGAAGGCCCUCGGCGUCAGCAGCUCCACCGACCGGGCCCUGCUGAAACGGAAGCUGAAGGACCUGAGCGUGGCGGUGGAGAAGGAGCGGAAAGCCCAGGAGAAGGUGGAGAAGCAGAGGGAGAAGCAGAAGCAGAAGAAGAAAGAGCAGGAGCCGCAGCGGAGGAGUUAGGGAGGGCGAGUUGGCACACGGCUCCCGGCGCGGGGAGGGACAGAAGGAGACCGCCCCCGCUCAGGCGAGGGGGAAUCGGGCGUACGGACCGGGAGACACACCGGACCCCACAGGGGAUCAGCCCAGGUGCCAGUCUUUGGCUUGGGGCGGCACCGCCACGGAGCCCGGACCUUCCAGCCGCCUCCUGGAUCCCUGCUGGCCCCAGUAGAUGAGCAAACCCCUCCCCCACGCUGCCCAUCCACUCCGCCACGCACGGGGCUCCUGGCACUGCUGGACCCGGCCCCACAGCUGGCUAGCGGUUGGCACCCGCCCGUGGGCUGCAGCUGGCGCGGCUUCCCCCUCCCGGCUUCCCUGCUGACCUCCGUCUGCUCCCGAUCGGUUCCAGUCACCGAGGCGCCUUCCUGCUCCAUGCUGAUUGGCUGUCCUACCUCACCGGCCCCCCGUUUCCCUUAGCCCAUGGGCACCACUGCUGCUCCCCACUCCCUCCUGAAAAUGACGGCUCGGCCCCGAUGGGCCCGCAGGACGAAGAUAGUGCAUGGCGUUACCCCUCCCCCACCCACAAGUGAUCCCAGGUUGCGCUUGGGGUCCCCGGGCACCCUCCAGGGGCCAGGAUCGACACAGCCCGGACUAGCAGGGCCCGGCCAAUUUAUUCCGAGAGCACAGACACCGACCCAGGGAGAAACCACGAAGGAAAUAAAACCGAUUGCAACCAGC